UUUUGGCCAUCCGCGGCCGGCCUGGAGCAAGGGGCGUGGGGUGCAGUGGCCAGCAGGUGCCGGCGUCAGCGGCUCGCCGGGGCGUUCAGACCCGCCCUCUGGCUCCUCCUGCGAGCUCUACUGCGGGGGCCGGCGGAGUGCGUGUGGGCUUCCACCCUCGCUGCGCAACGUCCAGCACCCCGGCCUCCCCUCUCCGCGGUGCUGCUGGCUUGGGCUGCGCGACCUCGGCCCCCGGGCACGGGCUGUGGGACCCGGCUGCGUGUCUGGGAGGGGAGCAGCCUGCCGCCGUGCCCGGCUCGCUCCAGCUGUGGAGUUCGCGCAGGUGCCCGGGCGCAAGGGCCGGCGGCUCCGGGGCGGUGAGUGGGUGGGGGCUGCUGGCUCGGGUGUCCCGGCGCCGGCUGGGGACCUGGACGGCGCUAGGUCCCCGCAGCGGUGGGGCGGGGUCCUGGCGGGGCGCUCCGCUCUCGGCCCCUUUAAGGGCCGGUCCCCGCAGCGCCAGGCGGGCCGCCCCCUCACGUGGUUUCACACGUUCGCGGAGGAGCCCGGAGCAGCAGCCUCGGCGGAGCCGCCUCCCGGCCCGGCAGCCCCGCGCAGCGCCCCGGCGCGGACACGCCCGGCCCGGCCGGGGCAGCGGCACCUGUUGGCAGCGGCAAGAGGGCGACCACGCCAGAAGGAAGAUAUUGGGAGGACCACCAAAGACUGCUGGGAUAGCCCUGAUGCACCUGCUCUCUCUACUUGCAGCAAUGCAGAUAUCUUCCGCAGAAUAAAUGCCAUGCUGGAUAACUCUCUGGAUUUCAGUGGAGUCUGCACAACACCCAUCACAAAAGGAAGACGUGACCUUUUGCCAGUUCUCAGCAUGCUCAGUAGCCCUCUGGGGAACGUUUUGGGAAAGCCCCCUCUGGGCUUCCUGCCUCUGGACCCAAUUGGCUCGGACUUGGGAGAGAAGUUUCCCACGCAGACUCUGAGGAGCUCCCGCCUGGACAGUCGUGCUCUCCUGGAUUCCCGCUCCAGCAGCCCCUCGGACUCUGAUACCAGUGGAUUCAGCUCUGGAUCUGACCAUCUCUCAGACUUAAUCUCAAGCCUUCGGAUCUCCCCACCUCUGCCCUUCCUGCCCCUCAGCGGUGUGUCAAGGGACCCCUUAAAGAUAGGUGUGGGGUCACGACUGGAUCAAGAUCAAGCUGCACUGGCUGCAGUAACUUCCUCCCCAGCCAGUGCAUCUAAAAGGUGGCCUGGGGCAUCUGUGUGGCCUUCCUGGGACCUGCUGGACUCACCAGAGGACCCUUUCAGCAUUGAAAGAGAGGCCAGGCUUCAUAGGCAAGCAGCAGCUGUGAACGAGGCAACCUGCACCUGGAGCGGGCAGCUCCCUCCCCGGAACUACAAGAACCCGGUCUAUUCCUGCAAAGUGUUUCUAGGAGGUGUUCCAUGGGAUAUCACGGAAGCGGGACUGAUCAACACCUUCCGUGUGUUUGGCUCACUGAGCGUGGAGUGGCCUGGUAAGGAUGGCAAACACCCUCGCUGCCCUCCCAAAGGGUAUGUCUACCUGGUGUUUGAGUCAGAGAAGUCUGUGCGGGCCCUGCUGCAGGCUUGCUCCCAAGACCUGCUGAGCCCUGACGGCCUGAGUGAGUACUACUUCAAGAUGUCCAGCCGCAGGAUGCGCUGUAAGGAGGUGCAGGUGAUCCCCUGGGUCCUGGCAGACAGCAACUUCGUGCGAAGCCCAUCCCAACGGCUUGAUCCCAGUAAGACGGUCUUCGUGGGGGCCCUGCAUGGGAUGUUGAACGCAGAGGCCCUAGCAGCCAUCAUGAAUGACCUGUUUGGAGGGGUGGUCUAUGCUGGUAUCGACACAGACAAGCACAAGUAUCCUAUUGGAUCUGGCCGAGUUACCUUUAACAACCAGCGCAGUUACCUGAAGGCAGUCAGCGCUGCAUUCGUGGAGAUCAAAACCACCAAGUUUACUAAAAAGGUUCAGAUUGACCCAUAUCUAGAAGAUUCCAUGUGUCAAGUCUGCAGUGCCCAGCCAGGUCCCUUCUUCUGCAGAGACCAGGUCUGCUUCAAGUACUUCUGUCGCUCCUGCUGGCACUGGCAACAUUCCAUGGAGGUCCUGCGUCACCACCGCCCGCUGAUGCGCAACCAGAAGAACAGAGACUCCAGCUAGAGAGGCAGCAGAUGCAUCAGGAGCUGCCGCAGUUGCAGGAGAAAGUUCUUUUGUUAACCUGCCAAGUGGAGAGAGCACGAGCGUGCCUGCCAGUGCCAGACCCAGACUGGGAACGCGCUUCCUGAGGACUAAUGGGGAAAUCUUACAUUCACGUUUGCACUUGCUGGUCUUUAUUUGUUUCUGCACUAAUGCACAGUGAAUUUUGUCGGGUUUUGUUUGGGGUUUUUUUGAGGGGGGAGGGCCCCUCAAACGAUUCUGCAGUUCCCAGACUUUGGUUCCUCAUUUGCUGACAAGAAGCAAAAAGGGCCAUGUUUUGAGAAGGUGUCUAUGCAGAUGCCUUCACCUUGGUUUUUUAUUUAUUAAAGGCGCUUUUUUACAUUCCUUGCAAUACUGAUGGUAAUAAUGCAGGUCUCAUUGGCUCCAUUUUUUUGCAGUUGCCAUACAGUGCCUUUCCAUUCAUUUAACCCCCAUCUGAACGGCAUAAACUGAAUGUUCAGCUGGUGUUUUUUACUGUAACAACAAAGGAGACUUUGCUCUUCAUUUAAACCAAAUCAUAUUUCAUAUUUUACGCUCGAGGGUUUUUACCAGUUCCUUUUUACACUCUUAAAACGGUUUUUAAGUCGUUUGAAACAAGAAUUUUUCUUUCCUGGCAGCUUUUAACAUUAUUGCAAUUUGUGUCUGGGGCUGCUGGUUAGAAGACAAGUUUCACAGUUGUGAAUCAAGGGGGUUUGCAACGAGAAAAGGACAGGAUUUUUGGAUUUGAAACUGGACCGGAUAAACGAUCUCUGAGCUGCUGUAUAUAGUUUUAAAUAGUUUGUUGCACUUUUUUAAGUUGCACUUAAGGGGGGUUGAUAGAGGGUUUUUAAUCACAAAGUCACAGGACUUAAUUUUUUUUUGUAACUGAGCUAAAAAAGGGCUGCAUCUUGGUGGGCAGACAAAGGUUCAUAGGAGCCCUUUCUCUUAGAGGGGACAAGUCCCUUUCCCUUUGUUUAAGAAAUGUAAAAGCAACAGUGCAGUCAACUGAAAUGCUGCUGGGAUUUGAGAACUUUAUAAUUUAUUUUUUACUUUCCCCUCUAUUGGAAGCUGUGUGCCAAAGAACCAGUGUCAUAUUUUUUCCCUUUUUCCUGCUGAGCUGAUGUUGCAUUGUUGCAUAUCCCAGCUGCUCUUUGUGGGGUUUUUGUGAAGCUGUGUGUGAAGUCUCUACCUCAUUGUAGUAUAUGCAGGCAAGACUGCACUCUCCUACAGAUGCGUGGAGUAAGCUGUGGUGUAGUUUUUGGCACAUAAUAAACACGUUGCAGCA
Messenger RNA from Chelonia mydas (Green sea turtle), 3452 nucleotides. RefSeq names its product cytoplasmic polyadenylation element binding protein 1 (gene CPEB1). The record is from RefSeq and is a predicted model, not a curated record. Gene Ontology annotation, molecular function: translation factor activity, RNA binding; mRNA 3'-UTR binding; ribosome binding. The transcript has 11 exons. Gene Ontology annotation, cellular component: neuron projection; synapse; nucleus. Lineage: Eukaryota; Metazoa; Chordata; Testudines; Cheloniidae. Bases 773 to 2152 code for a protein of 459 amino acids. Gene Ontology annotation, biological process: negative regulation of cytoplasmic translation.